AUGGAAUCAUUUAAUCGCAUUGCAAAUGAACCAUUUAUUCGUGUGCGUCUUGAUCGUUUUUUCGUUGGAAAACAACUUCAACCAUUAGAAAAUAUUGAAAUAAGAGUUGACACAGCCGAUCCACCACUAUUUUUAAUGCGUCAACCAAAAUUUCCAACAUAUGAUGACAAUGAUGGUGCUUUAUAUUUUACGACACAUACUAAACAAGGCCGUCAAAUAACUAUAAACAUUUAUAUUGAUGAAAACAAGACGAAUUAUAUUUAUCAAACUCAAAUUGAAGAUUUAAUUCGACAUGCUGAUCAAUUUAUUCGAGAAAACACAAACUCAGUUGCAAUGCCGACAGUUUUGCAUAAUUUUUUACAUGAACCAAGUUUUCUACCUGCUUUUUGUGAUCAUGAUGGUAAAUUGAUACGUCCAUUUCAAUCCUGGAAAUGUUCAAAAUGUGGAAUGAUUACUCAUUCAAAAUGUAAAUCAAAGGUAGCACAAUUUUGUGGUAACAGACAAAGAACAGCUCAAAUGUAUGAACAAUGGAAAGAACUUAAUAAAUCAACUUUAAAUGAUAUAUUUAUGUUACCUGAAGAAUGUACUACACCAGAAAUAGAAGAAAAUAGUCGAAACUUAUUAAUGGGUAUUCAUGAAAGACUACAACAUGAACAUAAACGUGAUGAUGCUCUAAUCGAUUUACAUGCAAUUACAAAAAAGUAUGAACGACCAGAAAAUCUCAAUCAAAGUUCAUCACUUUAUUAUAAUGAAAGUAAAAUUCUUCUUAAUAAAUUAAAAUUUGUUACAAUACUUGGACAUGGAACGAGUGGAUCUGUAAUAAAAUAUUCCGAACGUGAGUUUGCAUUGAAAGCACUUCGUAAACAUCGAAUAUUUCAAGCUAAUGUAUAUGAAUAUGUUAAAAAUGAACGAGAUAUUUUAGUAAUAUCUCGUGAAAAUCCAUUUAUUAUUCAAUUAUAUGCAGUUUUUCAUGAUUUUGAACGAGUUUAUUUUUUACUUGAAUAUGCUCCUUGUGGAACUUUUUACGAAUUUUUAUCAAGAUUUCGACCUAUAUUUGAUAAUGUAUGUAUUAAAUGGUUCUCAGGUCAAAUUAUUUGUGCUCUUAGUUAUCUUCAUUCGAAAUUAGUAAUUCAUAGAGAUUUAAAGCCUGAAAAUAUUCUUUUAAUGCGAAAUGGUCGCAUAAAAUUGGCAGAUUUCGGUCUUUGUAAAAAAUUGACUUAUAGCACAGAAACAACACGUACAUUUUGUGGUACAACUGAAUAUAUAGCACCAGAAAUUUAUCAAAAUAUGAAUUAUAGCUUUCCUAUUGACUAUUGGUCAUUGGGUAUAAUGAUCUAUGAAAUGGUUGUAUUCGACACUCCAUUUAAUGGCGUAGACGAAUUUGAAAUAAAAGAAAAUGUAAUUCAUAGAGAUUUUCAAUAUCCAAAUCAUAUUUCAUUUGAUCUUCAAACAAUUUUAAUUGGUUUAUUAAAAAAAGAUCCAAUAGAACGUUUUGGUAUAUAUGAACUCAAGUCAAGUAAUUUUUAUUCAUCUCCAUAUUCACUAGAAGAUAUUGAACAAGAAAAAUUACCAUGUCCAUGGAAAAGUCCAAUUCCUUCUAAUCUACUAAAUGAGAGUUUAUCAACACAAGAUAUUGGUCUAUCAUAUAUCGAUAAACAAGCAUUAUGUACCACACUUACUAUAGAUAAUAAUAAAUUUCGUAGUUUUUCAUUUAUUGAUCCUUCAUUAAGACUAUAA
Molecule: messenger RNA, 1737 nt
Organism: Rotaria sp. Silwood2
Lineage: Eukaryota; Metazoa; Rotifera; Eurotatoria; Philodinida; Philodinidae
Source: the annotation of a GenBank genome assembly